Molecule: messenger RNA, 1719 nt
Organism: Phaedon cochleariae (mustard beetle)
Lineage: Eukaryota; Metazoa; Arthropoda; Insecta; Coleoptera; Chrysomelidae
Source: the annotation of a GenBank genome assembly
GUGAACAAUUCCUAGCUAGAAAAUUCUGCUGGUUUGAUGAUAUGAUGGACGUACAAACGUCAUUUCCAGGCCUUUCACUAGUUCAAUGUCCAUCAGUUUUGGAGCGAAGCUUAGCUCUCAAUCAUAAUCGUAAAACCAUCAGAAAGGGAUUUUUUUGGGCUACAGUGAAUUUGGUGAUUUUAUUCCUUCUUUUGUAUGACAUUGCACAUACCUGUCCAUUUUAUAUUGGAUAUUUUCUUUAUGCAGAAUAUCUCCUUGUAGUCAUAUUAACACUAAACCUUUUCUAUCAUGUUAUGAAAAUUUUACAAAUGGGGGUUUUGGUGAAUGAACCCAUCCCAAUUACAGAAGAACAAAUGAGAUUAUUGGGUAUAAAAGACUCAGAUCCAUAUUAUAAAAUUCAUCAAUCUAAAUCACCAGUAAGAAGCAGUAAUAGUACACCUAUGAAUAGUUAUUCUAGUACUCCAGUGAAUACUAGUUCACUGAGCUUCAGAUCAAAUGUUUCAACAAUGGAUAGUGUGAAUUAUUCACUUUCUUCACCCUCUUGGUCAUACUUGAAAGGCACUCCAGAUCACAACACUCAGUAUUCAAAUAGAUCAUCAACAUACAUCAAGUCAUCACCCAUGAAUACACCAUUAUGUAGAAAUUCCUCUGUGGAGUUCAUAACUGAUGAACAUUCUCUGAGCAAGUAUUUGAAAGAACAUGAAGAAAUUGAGAAAGUGAAUAAACAAUCCAACAAGUCACACCAGUCAUCAAAUUUACUGAGUUCAUUUUGGAGCCAUCCAGUUACCAAAACAGCCAAAGAUGUAUCUUUAUUCUUGAAGAAGUGCCAAUACCAACUUUCAUCUCAAUCAGCAACAAAGUCAACUUCAGGUAGCCCAAAUAUUAAAGGUGAUGAUAAAACAGCAAGCCCUGCUCAAGUUCAGGCCAUGGAAGUAUGGACAAGAAUAAAUGUAGAUACAGUUGCUCUAACUCAGUGGAAUGAAAAUUUGAGAAUGUGGAUAUCUCAAACGAUUCUUGAAAGACUGGUAAGUGAAUUCAGAAUGGUGAAUAAUGCCUUGGACCAGCAUGGUCUGUCAGACAUCAAAAUCGGCAAUGUGGGUUUGGACCGGCUUCGCAAAACAGCUCAGAUGGCCGUCGUCUCCCAGUACAUUCCGUCUUUGCCGACGUUGAUACCCUUCUUAGAAGUGACUGCUAACCAAGAGUAUCUCGAAAAACGUAUCAGAGAAUUGGCCAAGGGUGGUUGUAUGAGCGAAUUCAAGUGGAAUGGAGGCAGCAGCUACAAUGGAAAAGAAUGGGAUGAUUCUUUGCCCACAGAUUGUGCAAUUGUGAUGCAUCUGUUAGCUGCUUAUUUGGACACCCAACUCAUGCCACUGCCGAAUAUGCCAGACACCAAAGCAUUUAGCGGUCAUCAUUAUAUCAAAGUAACAGACAAAAUGCCGAUUCUGAAGCCCGGCUGUGUUUUUAUACAACAAGUAUCUGAAAAACCGCCCCACUAUCGUGUUAUAGUCGGAGAAAAAAUCUGUGAAAUGGUCAAGGGCUACAACAAUCUAUUCCACAGUAUUUUAUUCUUCAUUUAUCACGUGAAUAAAAUAGAACACGGGAUGCUAGGGAGGGUGAAUUUAGGAAGAGCUGGUAUAAACAUACUGUGGCUGAUAGAUCAACAAAACUAAGUGACAUGAUUGUAAGUUUUACUUCUGGUAUUAAUAUAACAUUGAAUAC